AUGAUCAUCACCUACUUCAUUUUCAUUUUGUUCUCUCUCUUCUCAUCGUUCUCUCUUUCCCUAAAAAACACUCUGUUUGCGGGCCAGUCUAUUACAGAUGGGCCAGAUGGCCACAACACCAUAAUCUCUCCCGGAGCCAGGUUCGAGCUCGGAUUCUUCAGCCCCGGCAGUUCCAGAAAUCGUUACGUCGGAAUUUGGUACAAGAACAUUUCCGCCCUAACCGUCGUUUGGGUUGCGAAUAGAGCCAGACCUGUCUCCUCCGAUAAAUCCGGAAAACUGACAUUCAACUCCACCGGCUUCAUCGUACUCCACAAUUCAAAUGGGUCCGUCUUCUGGUCAUCGGACCCACCUCUGCCAUCUACCAAUCCAUCAGUGCUCCAGCUUCUGGACACAGGAAAUCUCGUCAUUAGUGAUUCUGUCACCAAGGAUUUUCUCUGGCAGAGCUUUGACUAUCCUGGGAAUACAUUCUUACCGGGAAUGAAGUACGGCGCAAAUUUGUCUUCAGGAUUGAAUCGGUAUCUUACCUCCUGGAAAUCCGACGACGAUCCAUCUCCGGGGGAAUACACAAAUCGCCUUGAGAUUGCCGGGUUUCCACAAAUGUUCCUGAGGAAGGGAUCACAGAUCCAGUUCCGGGGCGGUCAUUGGAAUGGACUUCAAUUCAGCGGGAUGCCAAGCUUGAAUCCAAAUACGGUUUACACAUACGAUUUCGUCUUCAAGAAUGAAGAAAUCUAUUAUGAAUUUCAAUUGAUCAACUCUGCCGUGAUCACUAGAAUGAUUCUCAAUCCAUUAGGAAUCCUCCAUAAAUAUGUGUGGAUUGCUAAGGAAAAUAACUGGAUGAUGUAUCAGACGACCCAGAUGGAUAAUUGCGAUCGAUUCGCUGUUUGUGGAUCCUAUGGGAUCUGCACCAUCGAAGACAAUUCUCCUCUGUGCGGGUGUUUGCCUGGAUUCAAACCAAAAUCACAGACGGAGUGGGACGGAGCUGAUUGGACCCACGGCUGCGUUCGUAAAACAGAUUUGCUGAAGAAUGACGGAUUCUUAAGAUACUCGAACGUCAAAUUGCCCGAUACGAGAGAGUCAUGGUUCGAUCAAACCAUGAAUUUAAAUGAUUGCCAAGGUUUAUGCUUGAAGAAUCGCUCUUGCACAGCUUAUGCUAAUACCGACGUCAGAAAUGGAGGAAGCGGUUGCCUUUUGUGGUUCAACGAUUUGAUUGAUAUACGGCAGUAUCAGGUCGGCAACGGCCAAGAUAUCUUUCUCAAAUUGGCUCAUUCCGAACUGGAUAUAAUCCGACAGGUUCUGAUUUUGGGUUGUUUUUGUCGGUCGAAAGUGAACCUGGGAGAAAACACAAGCGGGAAAAAAAAGAGAAUGAUGAAGAUCAUACUCAUCACAGCAGCAGCAGUCAUUGUCAUAGCUAUAUCCAUGAUCGUUUUCUUCUGGAUUAUGAGAAGAGCCAAAUUAGUAAGAGAGACUAAUAGUCUCUCCACUAAAAUAGAAGAGUAUGAGCUUCCGCAAUUUGAAUUUUCAGAAAUAGCCAUUGCCACUAAUAACUUCUCCCCUUUCAACAUGCUUGGACAAGGUGGUUUUGGACAUGUCUACAAGGGAUUAAUGCAUGACAAUCAAGAGAUAGCUGUGAAGAGGCUGUCUAAGAAAUCGACACAAGGAUUCGAUGAGUUCAAGAAUGAGCUCUUGUGUAUCGCGAAACUUCAACAUCGAAACCUGGUGAAGCUCCUCGGUUGUUGCAUUCACCAAGAGGAGAAGUUGUUGGUUUAUGAAUACCUAUCCAACCAUAGUUUGGACUACUUCAUCUUCGAUAAGAUUAAAAGCGCCACUGUGGACUGGCCUAAGCGCUACAAUAUUAUAAAUGGAAUUGCUAGAGGACUCCUCUAUCUUCAUCAAGAUUCUCGGUUAAGAAUAAUCCACAGAGAUCUUAAAGCUAGUAACAUAUUGCUGGACUCCGAUAUGAACCCGAAAAUAUCAGACUUUGGCAUGGCCAGAAUUUGCAGUGGCAACGAAACCACCGAAAUUGCACUCAACACAACCAGAGUCGUUGGAACUUUUGGCUACAUGGCCCCUGAAUAUGCCAUUGACGGGAUAUUUUCACAAAAGUCAGACGUAUUUAGCUUCGGUGUGCUGACACUAGAGAUCAUAUGCGGAAGGAAAAACCGUGGCUUCACUCAUCCAGACCACGAACUAAACCUUCUAGGACAUGCCUGGAAUCUUUUGAACGAAGGAAGGGAGUUGGAACUUAGUGAGCCGGUGUUGGAAACAACAUUGAACCCGAUGGAGGUGUUGAGGUGCAUUAACAUUGGGCUGCUUUGUGUGCAACAAUCCCCGGAGGACAGGCCUUCAAUGUCUUCUGUGGUGCCGAUGCUGUGCAGCGACAUACCAUUGGCUCAGCCUAAGAAGCCCGGAUACUUUGCAGAAAGGAAAGUUGGAUCCGGGGAAUCUUCUAGCAAUGGUGGUCAGAAUGUUGUGUUCUCAAACAACCAAUUCACUGUGACAACAGUAACCGCAAGAUAG
Impatiens glandulifera is the source of this 2517-nucleotide messenger RNA. Its product is annotated as receptor-like serine/threonine-protein kinase SD1-8. The record is from RefSeq and is a predicted model, not a curated record. Gene Ontology annotation, molecular function: protein serine/threonine kinase activity; ATP binding. Lineage: Eukaryota; Viridiplantae; Streptophyta; Magnoliopsida; Ericales; Balsaminaceae. Gene Ontology annotation, biological process: protein phosphorylation; recognition of pollen. The coding region runs from base 1 to 2517 and encodes 838 amino acids. The transcript is spliced from 8 exons.